CUCGGUGUAAACAGGAAGAACCGAUGAAAAGUAGGUUAAAUAUUUCAUAAAGCGAAGAGGAUGGUCGGAUACGGACGGACGAGCGUUUUUCUUGCUUUAUAAACCUGUCCACGUGUGCAGUGCUGUCUGCGGCUUAAUAACAAGUCUGGAAAUAUUUCUGCACAAGUGGGUUUUGAUUUUUAAGGACAUAUUCGCAAACACCGUGAGCUUUACCGACGUUACACGGAGAGUGACGCCGCGGUUUAAUUUUCUUCUGGGGGGUGCCCGCCUGCCCGCCUGCCAGCCUACCUGCUGCUAACAAACUACAUUCGGUUUGUUGCCUAUUUUGGAAAGGAUUUUUGUGCUUGUGUCGACGAAACCCUUGUACGAUGGUUCAAAAAGACAAGACUUUAGACACUCCUCCGUUAGAUGUUGAGCCGAGCCCCAGCCCAGUCUCUGGAGAGGCUUGUGUGGAGGCCCCGGGCGGCCCAGUGGCGGACUCCAGGAUCGGAGUGGAAACGACGGGCCGCAGAAAAUUCAUCAGUGGGGUAGUGGAAGGCUUUUAUGGACGCCCCUGGACUAUGGAACAGAGGAAGGAGCUGUUCAGAAGGCAACAGAAGUGGGGGCUGAACACGUACCUUUAUGCACCCAAAGAUGACUACAAGCACAGGAUGUUCUGGAGAGAAAUGUAUUCAGUGGAAGAAGCAGAACAACUCAUGACUUUAGUCAAUGCUGCCAAGGAGUAUGGAAUAGAGUUUAUAUAUGCCAUCUCCCCUGGACUAGACAUAACCUUCUCUAAUCAGAAAGAGGUUUCUGCGCUUAAGCGAAAACUUGACCAGGUCACUCAUUUUGGCUGCAAGUCCUUUGCCUUACUUUUUGACGAUAUUGACCACAACAUGUGCCCAGCUGAUAAAGAAGUAUUCAGCUCUUUUGCUCACGCUCAGGUUUCUUUAACCAAUGAAAUCUACCAGUACCUCGGAGAGCCUGAAACCUUCCUGUUUUGCCCCACAGAGUACUGUGGAACAUUCUGCUACCCAAAUGUCUCGCAGUCGCCCUACCUGCGCACAGUCGGAGAAAAACUGCUGCCCAGCAUUGACGUGCUCUGGACGGGUCCCAAAGUGGUUUCGAAGGAAAUCCCAGUGGAGUCCAUCGAGGAGGUGUCGAAGAUCCUGAGGAGAGCCCCCGUAAUCUGGGACAACAUUCACGCCAACGAUUACGACCAGAAGAGGCUUUUCCUGGGUCCGUACAAGGGCCGCUCCACCGAGCUCAUCCCCAGGCUGAAGGGAGUCCUCACCAAUCCCAACUGCGAGUUUGAAUCCAAUUUUGUCGCCAUUCACACUUUGGCCACCUGGUACAAGUCCAACAUGAACGGGGUUCGCAAAGACGUGGUCAUGACUGACGGCGAGGACAGCACGGUGUCCAUCCAGAUCAAGCUUGAGAACGAAGGCAGCGACGAGGAGCUGGAGACGGACAUGCUCUACAGCCCCCAGCUUGCGUUAAAGCUGGCUCUGACGGAGUGGCUUUCUGAGUUUAGCGUGCCUCACCAAUAUAACAGCCGACAGGUGCCUCAGAGCGGUGCCAAAAGCACGGCCAUCGACGUGUCGUCCAUGACGGCGUCGGCCCUCUGCUCCUCCACGUCGGUCACGACCGUGUUCCAGCAGCCCAUAAUGUCUUCUGUGAUGCCCUCCCUCCUGCUGGAUCCCCUCCCACAGCCCAUGGCGAAAACAUCUGAAGAGGUGGACGUGGAGAAGAAGGAUUCCGACGAGGAGCCAAUGGAGAUGGUGGUGGAGAAGCUGGACGAGCCGGAGGAGGCGGAGGCCGACCCGGAAGAGAAAGACGCCGCUCCCAUCUUGGCCGACAAAAUGGCCGAGGACCUGAAGCCCAUGGAUACAGACAAGGAGAGUUUGGCGGAGUCCAAGUCCCCCGAAGAGUCGAUCCAGGAGGACUCUGGGAGUGAUAUCGCUCCCAUGCAGACUGACGAUCUGCUCAAACAGGAACCGUAUGUGCCCGGCCCCAACGAGAAGCCUCUGUUCGUACCAGAGGCCCCCACGCUGGAGGACCUGUGUCUGCUCGCCGAGCUCUUCUACCUGCCUUACGAGCACGGACCCAAGGCCACACAGAUGUUAAAGGAAUUCAACUGGUUGAGAGCCAACAGCAGCGUCGUGAGCGUCAACUGUAAGAGGAAGGAAAGUGAAAAGGUGGCGGAGUGGCAGCGGCGGGCGGAGACGUUUCAGGACAUGUGCUGCUCAGUCAUCCACAUGUUCACACGGCUGUCCAACACGGCCAACCGCACCAUCCUGUUUGACCUCUACCCUUACAUCUGGGACAUCAAGAGCAUCAUGUCUAUGGUCAAGUCUUUUGUCCUGUGGCUCGGGUGUCGUAGUCAGUCCUCAGCACAGUUUCCUAAAGGAGAACAAGAGUCCUGGGCCUUUAGGGGAGGUCUAGCAGGAGAGUUCCAGAGAUUGUUGCCAAUAGAAGCGGCAAACGAUCUUUUCUACCAGCCUCCACCUUCUUUGCCAACCUCCAAAAUCUAUACCUUAAGGCCGUACUAUCCCAAAGAUGAGGCCGCAGUUUAUAAAAUCUGUAAAGAAAUGUACUGUGAAGGAAUGGAGGACGAGCCGUUCGCCGAGGAGACUGACCUCAUUGGAGACAGGUUAGUCGGAGGUCUCCUGACCGUCAGCUCCGACUACGGCUUCGUGCUGGAGGAUGACGAGGGCAUCUGCGGCUACGCUCUGGGCACCGUGGAUGUGAAGCCUUUCAUCAAGAAGUGCAAGCUGAGCUGGAUUCCCUUCAUGCAAGAGAAGUACCACAAACCCGACUGCGAGAAGGAUCUCUCUGAGGCAGAAAAGAUGAUACUGAGUUUCCACGAGGAGGAGGAGGGACUACCAGACUCGUUUCUGUCAAACUUUCCAUCGCUCAUCAAGGUGGACAUUCACGCCAAAGUGACUGACCCCAGUGUGGCCAAAAGCAUGAUGGGAUGUCUGUUAUCUUCGCUUAAGGCUAAUGGGUCUCACGGUGCUUUCUGUAAAGUUCGUCAGACUGAUAAACGAAUGCUGGAGUUUUACAGUAAGCUGGGAUGUUUCGAAGUGGCCAAAAUGGACGGCUUCCCCAAAGACGUCAUCAUUAUGGGACGCAGCCUCUGAAGGAGCGUGCGCACACAGCCACGGACAGUGCAGCGUCGCAUCGAUACACCUUGGUACCUUCAUGUGGGGGAAAAAAAAAAACUUUUGUUAUAUUUAUACUGCCAACAAAUGUGGGCUCAGCCCAGAAUGUCACAUUUUGGGGGGGGGUUGAUGUAAAGAAGCGCAAGAGUCACACAGAAACCGCGCGGCCAGGAUGUGGCAGAUCAGGAGCUGAAACAUCCAAUGAGAGGCCUCCAGCCACUCCAGCCACUAACAUCAAGUGUCCUCCCCCAAGCGAUGAUUUUUUUUUUCUCCCCCAGGAGCCAAUGACUUUCCAUGGAUCCAUUUCUCCUCCGGCUGAAAGACGAGUGGAUGUGAAACAGCAGCAGUAGUGAGAAGAAGGUGGCUCCUCAGCUAGGCUCCUCUUCUGCUUUCAGUCAGCAGAGAUGUUGACAUGUUGAAUUGGACGUCAAACAGGAAAAGAGCUGCUAAAAGAAUGUGGUGUUCGUUUUUUUCCCCCCCUUAGAUUUUAUUUCUCCACAGUUCUCUGGGAGACGAAAGGCCUGAGCAUCAAAGAACGUGUUGAUGAAAGUUAGCCAAAGGGGUCGUGUGAAUUUUCGUUGAAGUAGCUGCAGACAUUUGCAAAGCAAUAGAAACGCUUUUCUGUGUUUACAGUUUGCUACUUUUUUUUUUUUUUUGCUUCAUUCCCCUCCAGCUAUUGCCUUUUCAAUCUUUGCAUCUGAUUGCUCUUAAUUUUUUUUUAUUUUUAUUUUCCAGACCCCAGCAUCUCCUGUGUUUCUGAUAUCUGUCCCAUGUGUUUUUUUUUUUUUUUCACUCCUAUGUCAGGGCCAUGUAGAAACUUCUAGGGAAUACAUAAUGUGCAUCAGUUCAUUUCCAUUUAUUUGUUUUAGAUAUAAUGAAGAGUCAACUUGAUUCCCUCUUUCUGGAAGAAAUCUAAAAUGAAUCAUUGGGACCAAGAUAUUAAAGUUUUAAAAAGCCUUACAGGGUUUUCUGUCCCCUGUAUUUUAUUUCUUCAGUCACUGCUUGGCAUUAAUCUGAUUUCUAUGAAUGUAUCUUCAUACUGCGCUUGCUAAGCCCUGAUGUUCCCAUGUCCAGCUGCAGCUUUACGGCUCUGAAGCUUAAUUAUCGUCUGCCUUCUCCUACCCGUGUGUUGGUGGAUGUUUCCUGUUCCGACUCAUUUCCAUUGGUUCCUGCAAACCAGUAGUUCUCUCCUUUUUGUUUUUAGCGAAGCUCUUUGGCUACUUACCAGAGUGUUUUGUUGGUUAGACGAAUAUCGGCGGCUGCUCCAGUAGCUGCCAGUCAAAUGUGAUGUUUCCAAACUGUACAUUUAGAAAGUGCAUGAGGCGCGUUGGGUUCGAUGUGGCUGACGUCGGUUUAAGUCUCCUCCGUUACAUAAAGGAAGAAGCAUGCCACUUUGAACCACAUGCAUAAAAGUUUCGUGCUUUGAUGGUUUGUAAAUAUUGUCAUUUAUGAAGUAUUAAAAGGUUUUUGUAUAUUGUUUUUGAAAACCGCUUCCAUUCUGUUUUAGUCCAGAGGAAACAGGAUGUUAACCCCUUGUUAGACCGAGCCGUCCCAUCUGUUAACAAGGACUGAAACUCACCAGCAGACCUGCUCUUCUGCAAAUGAAGUUGGUGUUUAGUUUCUUGCCUCUUCCGUUUGGAUGUUUCACAGUUUGCUUGUGAUUGAUUUUUAUUUUUUUCUGCCAGCUGCAUUUGACUUAACUGGGAGAAAUCCUUCAUACUGUACAGUUUAGGUUUGGGGUGGGAUGGGGAGUCAUUAAAGUGAGUUUAUUUCUGUAAAUUUCUAUGUAAGAUAAGUAACAUUAAACUAAUAAAUCAUA
Fundulus heteroclitus (mummichog) is the source of this 4962-nucleotide messenger RNA. It is a transcript of the gene oga, whose product is annotated as O-GlcNAcase. The record is from RefSeq and is a predicted model, not a curated record. Gene Ontology annotation, biological process: glycoprotein metabolic process. The transcript is spliced from 18 exons. Gene Ontology annotation, molecular function: beta-N-acetylglucosaminidase activity. Lineage: Eukaryota; Metazoa; Chordata; Actinopteri; Cyprinodontiformes; Fundulidae. The coding region runs from base 369 to 3122 and encodes 917 amino acids.